Messenger RNA from Dendroctonus ponderosae (mountain pine beetle), 2695 nucleotides. It is a transcript of the gene cwo, whose product is annotated as transcription factor cwo. Lineage: Eukaryota; Metazoa; Arthropoda; Insecta; Coleoptera; Curculionidae. The transcript is spliced from 6 exons. Gene Ontology annotation, molecular function: RNA polymerase II cis-regulatory region sequence-specific DNA binding; protein dimerization activity; DNA-binding transcription factor activity, RNA polymerase II-specific. Bases 360 to 1694 code for a protein of 444 amino acids. The record is from RefSeq and is a predicted model, not a curated record. Gene Ontology annotation, cellular component: nucleus. Gene Ontology annotation, biological process: regulation of neurogenesis; anterior/posterior pattern specification; regulation of transcription by RNA polymerase II.
ACAAGCAGGAGGAAAGCGGAUCGAUUGGCAUUCCUGCAGGCAAUUGUUCACUUUUCCUUUUCGAUUCGGUCGCAUAGCCUUGGUUGAACAGAGACGGAGGCUCGGCCACUGUCGUAGCUGAGGGGACAUUCUCACGUGGACUACAGCGUGGCUGUCCAUUGGUAUCAGUUCAGUUCGCAGUGGUUCCAGCUCGGGUGGCAAAAUAGGCGAAAAUCGCCACCGAAUCGCCACCGAUUCGCCAACAAGCACGUCCAGGACUUCUGAUCCGCGUAUCUGUCCCGUGCGAAAGACACUAAUAAAUGCGCACGUGACCCCCAUUCGUUCCAGUGGCAGUGAUAACGGAAUCAGUGACUAUUAUUAUGGAAAUGUCCCAUGUUUACUGGGAAGAGAAUUCCAAUAUACAGCGCGUAAAGCACGAAAGGUGCUUAACCAGCGAAGAACCAGUGAGAAUGAAAGAGGAUCAUGCCGUCUACCAAUGCUGUGAUUCAAAUUUAAACUUUUCCACUGCAACUUGCAGUGAAGAUGAUUGUGAAUACGGCCCAUACAAGAAAAGUAGUAAAGUGGCACGGCAAGAUCCCAUGUCGCAUCGCAUAAUCGAGAAAAGGAGAAGAGACCGCAUGAACAACUGCCUGGCCGAUCUAUCGCGCCUGAUCCCGAUGGAGUAUUUGAAAAAGGGGCGCGGCCGCAUCGAGAAAACCGAAAUUAUCGAAAUGGCCAUCAAACACAUGAAACAUCUUCAAUCGCAAGACAGAAGUGGCAGUUCCAUCGAGCACUACAGAUUAGGUUAUCAAGAGGCCAUGUCGGAAGCCAUGCGAUUUAUGGUGGAAGUUGAGGGUCAUUUUCCAGGCGACCCGAUGUGCAUGCGUCUUUUGCACCAUCUUCAGAAGCACUGCGACCAGAUUUCCAAGGCUCCAGCUACGUUCCCGACUUCGCCGAUUCCAGAACAGGUUUUGCCGUUUCCUGUUCAAGUGCCAUCGCUGCUCAAAAAUGGCGUGAAUGCGAACAGUCAAGCCAAAGUUUCCGACUAUGCGGUGCCGAAAGCGGAGCCGGAAAACAGCAACAGCAACGAUGCUCAUCCGAGCGCGUUUCGCACUCAGAAAGCUGACGAGUUUGAGAAGGAUCUCGGCCAUGGCGGCGUCUCAUACAAGUAUAAAACGAACAUUAAGCUGCGAUUUACGCAGGAUUUGGGAGCUCACGAUGUCCCCAAGCGUCAGAAGCUGGACGACACUCGCAGGAAUUCUUUUACCAGUUUUGAAAACCAAAGUUCGAAUCAGAGUUCACCGCCUAGCAGUGAGCCAUGCACACGAAUAUCCGAGACCGAAAUCAGCAACAGACAAACGCCCCCAGAUCUAUCCAGCAACAACGACAGUCAGCACAAAAUCGACCUGCCCAGAAACGAUGCCGUUCAACGGUUUUCGCCCAGUGUGAUAACAACGACGCCCAACGAUACCAAUUUCAACGUGCCUAUUUUCGUGCUGCACACCAAAGGCUCCUACUACAUCCCCUUGACUAUAGACUACAAGACUUUGAUGCCAUAUUUACAGAAUUACAGCAUUCUAGAUCCUAUAACACAAGUGCAGAACCUGAUCCUACAUCCGGUUACCAUAAACGUGAAUUUUUUACCGAAUUUCAAUGGGGACUUGAAGAACAAUAAUAAUAAAUGUAAGUACGAAUUUAACAAUAACUGGCACUAGAGCAGUUUCGUCUGACUCAAACGAAUCGAUUAAUUGAUCAAUCAAGGAACCGAUCAAUGCCGUUUACCUAGAGGAUUUGCUCAUAACAAUUUGAGACACUGUACCUGGUGGAAACAAGAUUGCUUGAAGGCUGUGAUGGUCAGGGGACUUCUACAAGACUGACAUUUAUGUAGAUGUUACGAAAUAAUUAAAAAACAUAUUUUUCAAAUGUCCAUAGUGCAGUGCUUUAAACGGCAAGAAGAACGGCUUUUAAGCAGGACUUAGAGGGGUUCAGCUUUUUACUAUCCGUUGAAUGUUGUCUUGAUCAAUCUUUUAUAUUGUUUGCAAAAAUGGCCUAAAAACAGGGCCUGGAUUGGCGACGAAACUGAUGUGAAGACGCAAUUUUGGAAACAGGCUGUGAUUAUCUAAAGGUUUGAUGUAAUAGAUAUGACUUAACGAAUUUUUAUUUCCAUUCUUUGGAAACGGUAGCGAUAGUAUCGAUUACCAUAUAUUUGUAUUUUUAUAGCUUUUACUGUAACUUUAUAUUGUAAUAGGAAAACUUACGUUUUCUGCAAUUUUUCGAAAAUGUUGCAGAAUCAAAAAAAUUGAGUUAUUUUUUAGAAGCCAUCCCCCAAACGUUCGAAGUUAAAAAUGUGCUUAUCCUGCAAAAUUUCGUCAAAAAAUGCGGUCUUUUUCACGAUUAAACCGCUAUUUUCCUGAUAAUUUAACAACCCGUUUCGGAAUGCUAUACAGUGUUUAAAAAGCUAACUGAUGAUAGGGCGUUUUUAACUUCGACCCCCAGGCAGAUGACUCCGAUUACCAAAAAUUGGCUCCAUAACCUUGUUAGCAUAUUUUCUGGUUAAGCCGGUUUGCUGUACAUUUUUAAACAACGGUUAUUUGUUUCCUAUUAGCGAAAUUUAUGUUCAAAUAUAAUAUGUAAAUUGGUAAACUUUUAUAUUGAUGUUACUUAAGUGCUUAUGGAAAUUAGUGUUAUUAAAUGUUGAAUAUAAAAUGAAAUUAAA